This is a messenger RNA of Tricharina praecox, 487 nucleotides long. RefSeq lists its product as uncharacterized. Lineage: Eukaryota; Fungi; Ascomycota; Pezizomycetes; Pezizales; Pyronemataceae. The coding region runs from base 100 to 399 and encodes 99 amino acids. The transcript has a single exon. The record is from RefSeq and is a predicted model, not a curated record.
CUCCCAGUCUAGAAGCGGCAACGACUUAUAAUCGUCGCGGAUCGACCGGAAAGUCUUCGUGCGCCCUCCCUUCACAGCUAGAUGUGGCGGUGUCCGUAAAUGCCGCCGGCGCCUAAGACGUCGGCCCCCCGGUCGAGAAGCAGCCUGGCCACCGCCUCGUACCCUCCCUCAGAGGCUAGAUUCAGCGACGACUCUCUGUCCAAAUUGGCAGCCGAUACGUCGGCUCCCUGGUCCACCAGUAGUCGAGCUAUCGCCUGGUGUCCUCGCUUCGAGGCAAGGUGCAGUGGUGUCUCCUGUUUCUUGUCGGUGGCCGAAAUGUCGGCUCCGCGGUCUAGCAGCAGCUUGGCGAUUGUCUCGUGUCCUUGCCACGAGGCCAGGUGCAGCGGCGUUCAUUCAUGAGUGCCAACGGUGGCUGCGACAUCGGCUCCACGGUCUACCAGCAACUGGACUACCACCGCAUGCCCACCCUCUGAGGCCAGGUGCAGUG